Molecule: messenger RNA, 3062 nt
Organism: Sycon ciliatum
Lineage: Eukaryota; Metazoa; Porifera; Calcarea; Leucosolenida; Sycettidae
Product: ATP-binding cassette sub-family D member 2-like
Exons: 10
Coding region: 165-2591 (808 amino acids)
Biological process (GO): peroxisome organization; long-chain fatty acid import into peroxisome; very long-chain fatty acid catabolic process
Cellular component (GO): peroxisomal membrane
Molecular function (GO): long-chain fatty acid transmembrane transporter activity; ATP hydrolysis activity; ATP binding
Source: RefSeq, a predicted model, not a curated record
CUUUGACUCGAGUUUGAGUGAUAGAGUUUUCUCUUCCACUGCCUGUUCCCGAAGGGUACAUCAUCCUGGAGGAAGUGGGGCAGUGUAUUUCCCCAACAAGAUUUCAGGAGAGGAUUUUGUGAUGGCGAGAAGAAGCUGAAGCCUCUGCUAUUACGCAACUGAUUAUGCCGUCUGUUCAGUCCAAGUUAUGGCAGUAUGGCGCAGGCGGUGCAGCCCUGGCCGGAGGUGCCUACCUCGGUUUGAAGUUGUCAGGUUUGGACAAACUUAUUGCCAAACAGCUUCGGCGACGUAAGGAGGGGCCCACCGACCAGGAGCUAGUUGCUGAGCUACCUGGACUGCAUGAACAUGGCGUUGGAGGAAAGCGCAAUGUGCCAUCUCUCAAUCGGGAGUUUCUGGUACGUUUGCGUAAAUUGCUGUCGAUCGUUUUCACCGGUCCAUUCUGCAAGCAGUCAGUGAUCUUGUUCCUGCACACAUGCACGCUAGUUGUUCGGACGUUCUUGUCGAUCUACAUUGCCAAUUUGGACGGCUCCAUCGUCAAAGCCAUUGUGGAAAGGAGACCCGAUGUUUUUAUCAUGGCGAUCUUGAAAUGGCUGCUUGUAGCAUUGCCUGCGACUUUCAUCAACAGUGCCAUCCGGUACUUGGAGAGUUCACUGGCGCUGUCUAUCCGGACUAAGAUGGUGAAUCACGCCUACAACGAGUACUUCAAGGACCAGGCCUACUACCGCGUGUCCAACCUGGAUGCGCGUUUGGCAAACGUCGACCAAUCGCUGACGGACGACCUGCGCUCGUUCUCUACUACUGUGGCACACGUGUACAGCAAUGUGAGCAAACCGCUGCUUGACUUGCUGUUCAUGAACUACACGCUGUAUCACAUGGCAUCGUCGGCCCAGGCCAAUAUGUCGCUAAGCUCCAUGAUUGGCGUGGCAACGUUCCUCUGUACGGGCGGCAUCCUGCGUUUGUGCGCUCCGUCGUUCGGCAAGCUAGUCGCAGAGGAAGCACACCGCAAUGGCUACUUGCGCUAUGUGAACUCUCGUGUGGUCAGCAACAGUGAAGAGAUUGCCUUCUAUGGCGGGCAUACCGUAGAGCGUACACUCAUCCAGAAGGCGUAUCAAGCUCUUGCCCGGCAAAUGCAGAUGAUCUUUAACAAGAGACUUUGGUAUAUUAUGCUGGAGCAGUUCCUCAUGAAGUACGUGUGGAGCGCGGCGGGUCUCUUCAUGGUUGCCAUACCGAUCAUGUCCGCCACCAAGAAGCCCAACGCCGCUCGCAUUGAGCACGCACCAGAGGAGACCUCGGCAACGGGACCUUCAGUUGUUGUGUACGAGCAGAGCAGCAGCGAUGCCGACAGCGGUGAAGUCACUGUCAGCGACCGCACACAUGCCUACACCAUGGCCAGAAACUUGCUGGUCUCAGCUGCAGAUGCCCUGGAACGAAUGCUGGCUUCCUACAAAGAUAUCACAGAGUUGGCUGGCUACACGUCGCGUGUAUCUAGAAUGUUUGAUGUAUUUGAGGAGGUGAAGAAGGGCAACUACCAGCGCACUACAGUCACAGCUAACUCACAGGGUGACAAGAAAUGGGUCCCCAGCGACUCCAGGAACAGCCACCAGGUCGUGCACCUUGGUCGUGUGGAGAGUGCGUGCGGUAUUGUGGAGGAGUGUGUGGACCGUCUCAGUCUGGAGGCGGUGCCAGUGGUCACUCCCAACUACGAUGUCGUCGUUGAGAAGCUGUCUAUUGAAAUCAAGCCUGGCAUGCAUCUUCUCAUUAGUGGGCCAAACGGCUGUGGCAAAAGUUCUCUUCUCCGAAUUCUCUGUGGCUUGUGGCCUGUGUAUCGUGGUCGUUUGAUCAAGCCGCCAACACGUCACAUGUUCUAUAUCCCUCAAAAGCCAUACAUGACCCUGGGAUCGCUGCGUAGUCAGGUGAUUUAUCCAGAUACCCGGGACGAAAUGAUCAGCAAGGGGGUGACAGACCAGGAUCUGAUGAACAUCCUUGAUACAGUCCAUCUCCAGCACAUUGUUCAGAGAGAAGGUGGCUGGGAUGCCAUCAAUGACUGGCAAGACCUGCUGUCGGGUGGUGAGAAGCAGCGCCUGGGCAUGGCUCGCCUCUUCUAUCACAAGCCUCGGUUUGGUUUGCUUGAUGAGUGCACCAGCGCUGUCAGCAUGGACGUCGAAGGUGCCAUGUACCAGGCUCUCAAGGACAGAGGCACCACUCUUAUUACCAUCACGCACAGACCAUCUCUUUGGCGAUUCCACACUCACUUGCUUCAGUUUGACGGCGAAGGCCACUGGCGCCUGGAAGCGCUGGACUCAUCGGCCCGACUUUCACUGCGUGAGGAGAAGGAGCAGCUCGAAGCACAGCUCAGCGGACUGCCCACCAUGCAGAAGAGAUUGCGUGAGCUGUGCACACUGCUUGGUGAAGAUUCGGUGCUGGCCAACAGCUCUGGGCAAUCCACGCCAACGUGUACGAGUCCCACCGGUGUAGCCGCAACUGCUGGAGCUGCGGUCGCUGCAAACGGCGGUCCAUCUCCCAGUGCUGAUGCAAAGACCACAUCCGCCAAGGCUGCUAAGGCACCCAAAUCACAACCCAGACAACGAUAGUGUGUCAUUGAUAUACACACUAGUCUGAGGAACAUCGAACGGACUGCUAAGGUGCACGCCUGUAAGCGACAGAGCAUCAUCAACUUUUCCAAUUUAGUUUUGUUCUUUAUCACCGUGUACAGACCGUAUGUACAAAUUAUCCAGAUCAUUGGAAUUCAGCGUAGCAACCCUUCCUGGUCAGUUCCUCUCUUCUUUUUCAACUCAGUCUCUUUUUACUAGUUGUUAGAGCUCUUGCUUCUGUUUCCUUUAGCUUUGUACAGCACUCUAGACCUCAUUGGAUUUGACUGUAUGCUACUGAAGAAUAUAGGCUAUUUAAUCAACAAUGGAGACAUUUGGAUUUUUUGAAUUCUUCCUUAUCAUAGUUGAUUAUUAUGUUUCCUAUCAAGUGCCAUACCCAUGGCACUGUAUUACAACGUAUCUUUCCUAGUCUGGUGAUAACGUUAGCAUUGUAAUGUGCACAUGUUAUCCUUA